GGUGGAAGUAGGACCGUGGGAAACACUGGGUGUUUAUAGUCUGGGACUAACAGAGGCUGACAUACAACUGUGCGAAUUUCAAAGUAGGAGUAUCCAUCUAGAGUGGAACAAAUGAAGCGGAAUCGCGAUUUCAGUUCAUCCGACAGCGAAUUAGACGACAACGGUGAUGCAGACAGGGAAAGCGCGGAUGAGAAUGGAGACUUUUGCGCGUCCAGUAGAUCACUGUCACCAUCAACAACGAGUCAAGCAGAAGCGCGAAAGCGUCGUAGAGGGGUGCGUAAAUUCCGAGCCAUGGAGAUAAUCGAGAAGAGGCGACGAGACCGAAUCAACAGCAGUUUAUCGGAAUUACGACGUCUUCUGCCAAACGCACUUGAGAAACAGGGUUCUGCUAAACUGGAGAAGGCCGAGAUCCUACAGAUGACUGUGGAUCAUUUGAAGAUGCUCCAUGCAACAGGUGGCAAAGGCUAUUUCGAAGCCCAUGCUCUGGCCAUGGACUACCACUACUUAGGCUUCAGGGAGUGUCUUGCAGAGACAGCUCGCUUCCUGGGCACUAUGGAGGGCCUGGAUAGCAGAGACCUGUUCCGCAUCCGUUUGCUGUCCCAUCUCAGCAGCUAUGCCUCACAGCGGGAAGCCCAGUCCGGACCGGGGCCAUUUGCUUGGAGCCCCGGGUUCGGGAUGCUUCCCGUACCCCUCCGUCGCCGGCAGUGGCAGGCACAGGUAAAGACAGAAGCCCCCCAUCUCAUCAGCACCUCAUCAUCCUCAUCACCCUCCUCCUCCUCACGGGGCACCGGGUCAAGCGGCGCCACAGUGGUGGACUCGAGAGCGGUGGGAGUGGCUCGUAUGGUCUCCGCCCUCCCCCUCCCCCCGCUCUCCUCCCUCUCUGCUCUGCCGCUAUCGCUCAAGGCCUUUCCUCUGCUGGCCCCAGCCGUGCUGGGGCCCCUGGUCCCCGGGUCCUCAGGGAGGAAGCCUUACAGACCGUGGGGAGCGGAGGUAGGGGCAUUCUGACACACCCCGGGCCCUCGCUGUCAGCCGGUCACAGCUGCGCUGAGCUCACGGACAAAUGCACCGCAGACCUCGGCUUCCCUUUACUCUCCUGUCACUCAGUAUUCUGGACAGCGAGACGAAGACUUAGAACUGGGACUUUUGUUUUACUGCAUGGAGAGUGUCCCUGUAAAAAUUGAAAACUGGAAAUGCAGUCUGCUCAAACUUGGCAAAAGACUCUCUUUAGUCUGUAUUUUGGGGGAUUUGUACCUGAGAGAAGUGUGUGUGUGUGUGUGUGUGUGUGUGUGUGUGUGUGUGUGUGUGUGUGUGUGCGUGCGUGCAUGCAUGCGUGUAUCAGAUGCAUGUAAGAAAAUUUGUAUAAUGUUGAAAUAUUGACCACUUUUUUGAUAAAAGAAAGGGAGCUAACAAUAUUUGGGUGUGUACAUUUUUCAGACAACAUAAAGGAGCUCGAUAAAUGAACUAAAGCAACAUAUAUUCAUAGUAAUGCUGUACAUAAAGCUUCACUGGUCCUCAAAAAGCAAGUUUUAAUAAAGUCAGAGAUUUGUAUUAAA
Electrophorus electricus (electric eel) is the source of this 1553-nucleotide messenger RNA. Its product is annotated as hairy/enhancer-of-split related with YRPW motif protein 1-like. Gene Ontology annotation, molecular function: protein dimerization activity; DNA binding. Gene Ontology annotation, biological process: regulation of DNA-templated transcription. NCBI's taxonomy places the organism in Eukaryota, Metazoa, Chordata, Actinopteri, Gymnotiformes, Gymnotidae. The record is from RefSeq and is a predicted model, not a curated record.